AUGGAAUGCGGAAAGAGCUUCAGUCAAAGGUCCAAUCUCACAACCCAUCAAACAAUUCAUACGGGAGAGAAACCGUAUCAGUGUUUGGAAUGUGGAAAGAACUUCAGGAAGAAAGCUAAGCUUAAGAAAAUCCAUAGAGGGGAGACACCAUAUAAGUGCUUGGAAUGUGGAAAGAGCUUCAGUAACAGGCAUGUGCUCAAGGCCCAUCAAAGAAUUCAUACAGGAGAGAAACCAUAUCAGUGCUCGGAAUGUGGAAAGAGCUUCAGUCAGAAGGCUGUGCUCAUGGCUCAUCAAAGCAUUCACACAGGGGAAAAACCAUAUCAGUGCUCAGAAUGUGGAAAGAGCUUCAGUCAGAAAGCUAAGCUCAUGGCUCAUCAAAAAAUUCAUACAGGAGAGAAACCUCAUAAGUGCUUGGAAUGUGGAAAGUGCUUCAGGCAGAGGGCUCAUCUAAAGGAUCAUCAAAGCAUUCAUACAGAGGAAAAACCAUAUCAGUGCUCAGAAUGUGGAAAGAGAUUCAGGCGGAAGAAUAUUCUCACUUCCCAUCAAACAAUUCAUACUGGGGUGAAACCAUAUCAGUGCUUGGAAUGCGGAAGACACUUCAGUCAUAGGUCCCAUCUCACUUCUCACCAAAUAACUCACAGUGGAAAGAAACCCCAUCACUGUUUAGAAUGUGGAAAGAGCUUUAGUCACAGGGCUGUGCUGAAGGCCCAUCAAAGAAUUCAUACAGGAGAGAAACCAUAUCAGUGCUUAGAAUGUGGAAAGAGCUUCAGGAAGAGGAGCUAUCUCACUUCCCAUCAAACAACUCAUACUGGGGUAAAACCAUAUCUCUGCAUGAAAUGUGGAAAGACUUUUAGUCGGAAGGAUAGUCUCACUUUACAUGAAAGAAUUCACAGAAUAGAAGAACCGUGUAAAAGCUUCAAAUGUGGAAUGGACUUUGUUAAGGGAUCCCAGUUUACUUCCCAUCAAAUAACACAUAGUGGUGAGAAAGCAUACCAGUGUUUGGAAUGUGGAAAGAGCUUCAAGUGGAAGAGAAGUAUCAUUUCCCAUCAAAGCAUUCAUACAGGGGAGAAACCAUAUCAGUGCUGGGAAUGUGGGAAGAGCUUUUCCUGGAAGACAAAUCUCAUUUCCCAUCAGAGAAUUCAUAAAGGGGAGACACCGUUUCAAUGUUUGGAAUGUGGGAAAAAAUUCAGUCAGAAGUAUACCCUUACUUCACAUGAAAGAAUUCACAGAGGGGAGGGACAAUAUAAGUGCUUUGAAUGUGGAAGGAGUUUCAGUAGGGGCUCCCACCUCUCUUCCCAUCAAAGAAUUCAUACAGGGGAGAAACCAUAUCACUGCUUGGAAUGUGGGAAGAGCUUCAAUAGGAAGAAAAGUCUCACGUCCCAUCAAAUAACUCAUUCAACAGAUGAAACCUAUCAGUGCUUGGAAUGUGGAAAGAGCUUCAAAUCAAAGAGAAGUCUCACUUUACAUCAGAGAAUUCAUACAGUGGAGAAACCAUAUCAAUGCCAGGAAUGUGGAAAGAGCUUCAGUCGGAAGGAACAUCUCACUUCCCAUCAAACAAUUCACAGUGAAGAGAGACCAUAUCAGUGCUUGGAAUGUGGAAAGAGCUUCAAAUCAAAGAGAAGUCUUACUUUACAUCAAAUAAUUCAUACUGGGGAGAAACCAUAUCAGUGCCAGGAAUGUGGAAAGAGCUUCAGUCGGAAGGAACACCUCACUUCCCAUCAAACAAUUCACCGUGAGGAGAGACCAUAUCAGUGCUUGGAAUGUGGAAAGAGCUUCAAAUGGAAGAAAAGUUUCACAUUCCAUCAAAGAAUUCAUACAGGGGAGAAACCCUAUAAGUGUUUGGACUGUGGAAAGAGCUUCAUGCAGAGGUCUAAGAUGACAAAACAUCAAAGAACCCACAGCAAGGAGAAUCAUAGUAUUUGAAGAUGGCUGACACAUCUCCUAAUCUCCUCUUUUCAAGGCUAAACAUAGCCAACUGAGACCUCUGGGUAUAGGGCGAUAUAUCAUUUUGAUCUCCCUUCUCUGCAUGUGUUCCAGCUUCACAAUAUCCUUCUUUUAUUGUGGCGUCCAGAACUGGACCCUGUACUCCAGGUGUGUUCUAACCAAGGCAGAAGGGAGUGGUAAUAUUACUUCUGAUGAUCAGGAUGCCAGGUGUCUGUUGAUGCAGCCUAAAACAGCAUUAGCUUAUUUUGCUGCUGCCUCACAUUGUUGACUUGUGUUAAUCUUGUGGUGUACUAAGACCCCUAGGUCCUUUUCACAUGUACGGGCGUCAAGCCUGGGGUUCAUCAUAGAAUUGUAGAAUUGCAGAGUCCUGAGAGACCGCAAGAGUCAUUGUUCAACCCUCCGCAAUGCAGGAAUCUCAAGUAAAAGCAUCCCUGACAAAUGGGCAUCCAAGCUCUGCUGAAAAAUUCUAACGAAGA
Molecule: messenger RNA, 2420 nt
Organism: Lacerta agilis (Sand lizard)
Lineage: Eukaryota; Metazoa; Chordata; Lepidosauria; Squamata; Lacertidae
Product: zinc finger protein 850-like
Exons: 2
Coding region: 1-1923 (640 amino acids)
Biological process (GO): regulation of transcription by RNA polymerase II
Cellular component (GO): nucleus
Molecular function (GO): DNA-binding transcription activator activity, RNA polymerase II-specific; RNA polymerase II cis-regulatory region sequence-specific DNA binding
Source: RefSeq, a predicted model, not a curated record